Drosophila ananassae is the source of this 1639-nucleotide messenger RNA. RefSeq lists its product as uncharacterized. Gene Ontology annotation, biological process: negative regulation of phosphatase activity. Bases 135 to 1532 code for a protein of 465 amino acids. Gene Ontology annotation, molecular function: phosphatase binding. The transcript has a single exon. Lineage: Eukaryota; Metazoa; Arthropoda; Insecta; Diptera; Drosophilidae. The record is from RefSeq and is a predicted model, not a curated record.
AACGUAUCAACUUGGGUUACAAUGUCACACCUUCUCAUCUAGGCCAGAUAAAAUUGGGCUACAAAACAUAUAUAUGAAAUUUCUACACAAAUCAACUUAGAAAGAAACGGUGGAAAGAUUCCACAACGGUAACAAUGAAACGAGUCCAUGUGGACAACUACGCCCCCAAAUACUACAGUGGCAAGUGGUCGUGGGACCAAAAAAAGGACGCCCUCCACUUUGAGCCGCACAAUGAUCUGGAGAACGCUAGGGAGCGCUUCGUCCUGACCAACGGGUUCAAGUUCCUGCGUACGCUGGACCAGGAGGAGGAGUUGAUCUUCCGACAGGACUAUAUGCGAGCCACCAGCACCUUUGACGGCGACACGGUGAUCCUCGAUGACAUACGUGACCUGGUGCUGUACUCUAUGCCGUCCGAGUUUAUUUCGUACAAAUUCAUCAAGUUCAUGCACACCCAGAAAGUGUACAACCUCGUCCACUCUCUGAUUAUCUACUUCGAGUACUUCCUGCGCAUGGUGGAGUACGUGAUGAUACGCCGCGACGAGAUCUCUGGAAAGAUGGCCCAGAUCCAGAGCGCCCAGACCAACGAAAUGAAGCAAAACUACUCGACCUAUCUAAGCCAGUACCGCAUGCUGGUGGCCCGCAAUUACUGCGAGAUCGUCAAGGGCGAGGGCGACAUGGCGGAGUUCUACCACAUGAAGGAAGUUUCGAAUAUAUCGGCCACCAUUGCCGACAAGGCUUUCCACGAGCAGUUCCUGGCCUCAGCCAUCCAGAUGGUGUGGAUUUGCAUGCACCGGCGGGCCUAUUUCAUAAUCGAGAUGGAAAUGAAUCGCCUUUUUCGUUCGGAGCACUUUGUGUUCAUCCGGCCUGAGUACCUCAGCUAUACUGCCGCGGAGCGCAGUCUACUCUACGGGAAAAAUAAAAAAAACUUGAAUUACCGGGCCCAGCUGUCGCCUCUUAUUCAGGAGCUGGAACUGGUCACCGAGGAGGACUUGCCGAUUCUGUGGAUUGGGCGAAGAAUGUAUCGCGGCACAAACAACCGUAUCGCCGAGAUGGAGCUGGAGUACCUAGUGCCCGGGUCGCAGUUGCGCCUUAUUGACGUGGCGCAUGGAAUUCUGGGGCAUCCGAAAGAGCUCUACAACACCCUCUUGCAACUGGACUGGCCUGCUGUACGAUGGUGGAACUUUUCGGAGAAGUACGAUCCCUACCACAUCAUCCGGCAUCCUUACUUAGAGAUCCCGAAGAUCGGAGCAGCCAACGUCCGGAAGAUGAGUCAGUACUUGGAGCACUUUUACGAGAUCAAGAAUGAGUUUGAGGUUGCCAGCCACCACCUGAUUCUCAAAUGGGUCAAGCGCGACAUAACCAUUCAGUUCUACCGCUCUGGUGGCCUCCUCACCAACGUGGUGUCCCGCUGCGAGAAGGAGCUGGCCAGCACAAGCUCCGGUCCAUCCGUUGAUCAGAUUAUCGCCCGUUACUUCCGCAUUAUGGCCAAAAUACGUAAAAAGGAUAGCCUCACAGAGGAUACAUUGUAUUGAAACACCCAAACAAAUUUUGGGUGCUAUAUACAAAUAUUUCUAUGUGAUCUUCUACGAUCUUCUACAUAGGCAUAUUUAUAACCAUAAAAACUUAUUCAUGAGCAUAA